Molecule: messenger RNA, 12245 nt
Organism: Struthio camelus australis
Lineage: Eukaryota; Metazoa; Chordata; Aves; Struthioniformes; Struthionidae
Source: RefSeq, a predicted model, not a curated record
GAGGAACUAAAACAUUAAGAAAUUAAGUAUCAAAAUAAAUAAUGAUAAAGACCUAAGGAAAAAUCAAGUACCCGUUAAGAAGGGACAACCUGUGAAAAGUUUGUGAUUUACUGCAGAUUAUGCAAGAAAUCUAUGGCAGAAGCAAAAACAGAUUCCAGAAUAGUAUUGAACUGCAUUUAUCACGAGGCCUUUGUUCCCUGAAGUUGCCUGUUCAGAACCUGGAAGAUGUACGACUGUGGCAAUGAGUGUGAUGAGUUGUGAAGAGGAGCCCCUCGGAUGGAAUGCUGAGUCAACCCAGAGUCUUCCAUCCUCUGAGUUCCUAGAAAACAAAAGAAUAUUCUGGAAAGUGAAAGUCAGAAGCAGCAGCUGCUGGUAUAAAGAAAAGUGUACGAAGGAUCGUUUUUCAGAGAAAAUUUGUUAAGAUGUGGUAAAGAGGCUAUCUUGUCACCUGAAUGGUAUACAGUGCCUUAAAAAAUGGGGUUUGGAAGUGACCUGAAGUAUUCUCAUGAUGCUUUAUUAAAACUGCAAGAUUGGGAACUACGACUGCUUGAAACGGUGAAGAAAUUUAUGGUCAUGCGAGUAAAAAGUGAUAAAGAGUAUGCCUCCACUUUACAGAAUCUUUGUAAUCAAGUAGAUAAAGAAAGCACUUGUCAACUGGAUUAUAUCAGCAAUGUGUCCAAGUCUUGGUUGCUCAUGGUACAGCAAACGGAACAGUUGAGCAAAAUAAUGAAGACACAUGCAGAGGAUCUUAAUUCUGGUCCUUUGCAUAGGCUUACAAUGAUGAUCAAAGAUAAGCAGCAAGUGAAGAAGAGUUACGUAGGUGUUCAUCAACAAAUUGAAGCAGAGAUGUACAAGGUCACAAAGACAGAAUUGGAGAAACUAAAAUCUAGCUAUAGACAACUAAUAAAAGAAGUAAAUUCUGCCAAAGAAAAGUAUAAAGAAGCUGUGGCUAAAGGAAAGGAGACUGAGAAAGCCAAAGACCGAUGUGAUAAAGCCACUAUGAAGCUGCAUAUGUUGCAUAAUCAAUAUGUGUUGGCACUGAAAGGAGCACAGUUGCAUCAGCACCAGUAUUAUGACACUACACUUCCUCUGUUACUUGAUUCGCUGCAGAAGAUGCAAGAAGAAAUGAUUAAAGCCCUAAAAGGAAUUUUGGAUGAAUAUAGCCAGAUCACUAGUCUUGUAACAGAAGAGAUUGUGAACGUCCAUAAAGAGAUCCAGACCUCUGUUGAGCAGAUAGACCCUAACUCUGAGUAUAAUGACUUCAUAGAAACUCACAGGUCAUCAGAAGUUGUUGAGCAAGAAAUAGAGUUUGAUACAUCUUUACUAGAAGAAAAUGAAAACCUCCAAGCUAAUGAGAUCAUGUGGAAUAAUCUAACAGCAGAAAGUUUACAAGUCACGUUAAAAACGGUAAUAGAAGAACAGAUACAGACCCAGCAGACACUUCUGAGCAAAGAGGAACUUGUGCUGGAACUAGAGAAGAAAAUAGAAGAAUCUUCUAAAACUUGUGAAAAGAAAUCAGAUAUUGUACUUUUGCUAAGCCAAAAGCAAGCACUGGAAGAACUCAAGCAAACAGUUCAGCAAUUAAGAUGCUCUGAGGCAAAAUUUGCAGCCCAGAAAGAACUACUAGAACAAAAGGUUCAAGAGAAUGAUGGGAAAGAGCCACCACCUGUAGUGAAUUAUGAAGAAGAUGCCAGAUCAGUCACUUCUAUGGAUAAGAAGGACAAAGUUUCAAGGUUUGACACUAUACGUCACUCUAUAGCUGGAAUUAUAAGAUCUCCAAAAUCCAUGCUGGGCUCAUCGUCAUUCUUUGAUGUAAUAUCAACCACUGAGAAACCAUUGGCAGAGCAAGACUGGUAUCAUGGUGCAAUUCCAAGAAUAGAAGCCCAGGAACUAUUAAAACAGCAAGGAGACUUCUUGGUGCGAGAGAGCCACGGGAAACCUGGUGAAUAUGUCCUUUCUGUGUUUUCAGAUGGACAACGGAGACACUUUAUCAUACAAUAUGCUGAUAAUCAGUACCGUUUUGAAGGAACGGGGUUUCCAACUAUUCCUCAGCUCAUAGACCAUCAUUACACAACAAAGCAAGUCAUUACAAAGAAAUCGGGUGUUGUUCUGCUGAAUCCGGUUGUUAAGGAUAAGAAGUGGGUUCUCAAUCAUGAAGAUGUCACACUGGGGGAAUUACUGGGCAAAGGUAAUUUUGGUGAGGUAUAUAAAGGAACAUUAAAGGAUAAGACUCCUGUUGCUGUAAAAACUUGUAAAGAAGAUCUUCCUCAGGAACUGAAAAUAAAAUUUCUAUCAGAAGCCCGAAUACUCAAACAAUAUGAUCAUCCUAAUAUUGUAAAACUUAUAGGAGUUUGCACACAACGGCAACCUAUUUAUAUUGUUAUGGAACUUGUUCCAGGAGGUGAUUUCCUGUCCUUUUUAAGAAAGAAGAAGGACGAGCUAAAAACAAAACAGUUAGUGAAAUUUUCAUUAGAUGCUGCUUCUGGUAUGGCAUACCUUGAAUCUAAAAACUGUAUACACAGAGACCUGGCCGCAAGGAACUGCUUGGUAGGUGAAAGCAACAUUUUGAAAAUAAGUGAUUUUGGAAUGUCUCGUCAAGAAGAUGAUGGAGUAUAUUCAUCUUCAGGCUUAAAGCAGAUUCCUAUCAAGUGGACUGCUCCAGAAGCUCUCAACUAUGGGAGAUACACAUCGGAGAGUGAUGUAUGGAGCUUUGGAAUCCUUUUGUGGGAGACUUUCAGUUUAGGAGUGUGCCCAUACCCUGGAAUGACCAACCAACAAGCACGAGAACAAGUGGAGAAAGGAUACCGAAUGUCAGCACCACAAAAGUGUCCAGAGGAAAUAUAUAAAAUAAUGCAGAGGUGCUGGGACUACAAACCUGAAAACCGGCCAAAAUUCAGUGAGAUUCAAAAAGAGUUGUCUUCCAUCAAAAAGAAAGUGACAUAGUGAUAAACUAGUGCUAAACUCAAUCUGCAGGACUUUAUUUUCCAAUGAAGUAAUAUUUUCCCCUCAAACCCUAUGCGUUUAUACAGCACUAUUUGCAAUAUUAUUCUAGGGUUACUUUAAAAUUAACUGUGUUUUAUAUGCACGUAUACACCACCUCGAAUGAUGUCGACACCUGCAUUGAAGACAUAUUCUGCCAAAUGCUAUAUAUCUAGUCACAGUAAUAUUGUCAUUUAGGAUACAUGUAAAUAGAAGAGCACAUACUGUAGAUUUAAGGGACUGUGGCUUCUAUCCACUUUACAGCAAGUAACUGCUAGUGACAUUUUUCAGAGGUUUUCUACUUCAUGCUGUGUUCUCAUUCUGUUAUCCCUUUCCCGGAUAUCAACAGUAAUGGCACUCUGAUGUGGUGACUUUGUCGUACAUGAUGGCCUUAAAACUGAAAACAGAUUUUGGCAAGUAUUUCAACUAGAAACUUUUGUAUUUUUUUAAAUUCUUUCUGCAACUGAACAGUAUUUUCAAAUGAUCCUUUGCCUGAUGAAGGUCAAUUAAGAUUCUGGACAUAAAUGUAUUUACUAAACAGUGAAAUCCAGAAUUUUCUUUUGUAGAAAACAGAGCUACAUCUGCAUUUCUUACCACAUUAUAGUAAAUACUUCUGACUUUGGAUGUGAUUUACUUAAACUACUGCUUUUUUCCUAUGAAGCUACCACAGUUCAGUAAUGUGUCUCCUUUGCAAUGACCUGUGUUUAUUUAAGAAAAAAAAGGCCAAUGUCAAGUCUUGACUAUACAUACAUUGUUAGGAAAUGCUGCAAAUCAUCUGCCCUCCAAAGAAUAAGUAAAAGCAGUUGAUGUGCACGUGUAAAAAAGGCCAACAACAAGGAGGUUUGCUAACAGUAGCAGCUUAUAGUAGCUAACCAAUUGCAUUGAUUUUAGAGAAGUAAAGAAUGUGAAUUGUUAGAUUUGCUUUUGAUCCUGAAUUUUUUCCUUAUAUUUGUAAUGAUUUUCAGUAUGCACCUGGCGUCUGCAAAAGCAUAUGCAAAACGAAAGUACAUUCCAUGCCUAGUGUCCAAAGAAAAAGGCUACUUCUGUAUGGCAUAUGGAAAUUGUUCAUGACACCAAGAUAUGUUUUAAGCCUGUGGCAGACUGAACAAGUCAGAAUAGAAACAUUAACCUUUUAACUUUCUUAAAUCAUUACAAUCGGAUUUCAGAACACUGGGGAGAAGGGAACUGUAAAUGCCACCAGGAAGGGAGAAGCUUGUAUAAAAAUAACAUUCCUCCAGAAAGAGUAAACGCUCAGCAAUCAGGAGAGGAAAGGCACGGUUUGUUAGUAUGGCUCUUGGUCCUGUUUGCAAAUGGGAUUAUUUUCUAGGGUCCUGCACAGAGAUAGGAACAAGUUACAGCAUCCUGGUCUGAGUUCCAGAAUUAAGGUGCUUAAACUUUCUCUAGGAGUUAGCUAAAAAUCACCAGAUCAAGGGACGUCAGUUGCUGCUAGUGCAAGUAAGAAACAGGGGACUGAAGGUAAAGCAGCAUCUGGAAUGUUUAUUAGCCCUAUUUCACUGGGACAGGGGAACUGAGAUGUAGCAAAGUCUGUGGCUACAUUGCCUUUUCUUUUUGUUAAGGUGACUUUUCUAUUGUCCACAGCAUUUUUUACUCUUUAAAGUAUAUUUGUGGUAGUGGUGAGUGGUAAUGUUUAAGGGCUGUGUGUGACCAAAAUAUGCAUAGUCUAGAAGAGUUUGUCUGUUACAUUGAAGUUAGCAUCCAAAUAAAACAGUGAAUAAGCAUGCUGGAGCAAUCAAUCACCUUCGUUUGAGGUGGAACUGUUAUCAGUCAAGUAGAGGGGAUGGUGAAUGCGUCUUGCCUUUUUGAAUGGAUUUUUUUCUUGGAGCUAAGGGAGCAACUGCAUAAAUACGAAGGUCUAGCAUUUGAAAAUUUUAGUGGCAUAAAUUUAGAUUUCCUUAUAAGCAUACUGGACAUAUUUACUUUCUACUGUGCUUACAAGUAGCCCAAAUAUAUGUUUCAAGAGCAAGGGGAAACUUUUUUGUCAGUUUGUAUGCUUUUAAAUAUUACACAAAGCUUGUGCCUUAAUUUGCUAGUAAUGUAACGUGAAUGCAAAUGUACAAAGAUUCAAGGAAUGUACAACAACAUUUGGAAAAAAAUUUCCAAAUCCAAGAGUCAUCCAACUGCAGGUCCUUAUCCUGCACCACUAAAGUCUGCAAGUAAGGACAAUAGUGUCUUCUCUUGUCAACAUUCAUAGCUUUGGAGAGUUAAUAUUCUUUUUAUACGAUAGAGAUUACUUAUGUCUUUGAUAUCCUCCUGACAGCAAAAAAAUAUUGUUUAUUUGUCUUAAAUUAACUGGACACCAUCCUGACUUUCACAUACAGAUAAAAAUUGUAUUCAUGUUUUAUUCUGAAAUAGCUAAUGUUUGUAAUUCAUAUCAAACUUCUGUUUAAAAUGAAGAGUUUUUAAAACAUAGGAUAUCUACAGCAACAAAAAAAAUUGUUAUUAUUUCUGAAGUAGGCAUCAGUUUAGUUCAAAAAUAGCACCUCCUGGGAGAUGACCAGAGUGAGUUUAUAGGCAUAGAGUAAAUUUAAACACAGGUACAUGUCUCUGAGAUUAUUUAAAGUGUUUUUGUAUCAUUGAUUUGGCAGUGUUUGUGGCAUAAUUUGUUCAUCAUGUCUCACUAGUAAUUACUGUAAUUAUACACUUUAGGAAGUGGAAUCCAUGUCAGGUAUACCUAUAGAUACUAUUUUUAAGUUUUUGUAAAUUUAGUGCAGAGGAGGUCACAAACAAAACUACCAUAUGCUGAAAUUUGAAAGUAGACAUGGUAUUCAGGAACCAAAACUGGCAUAUCUGUGUUCUGCGGACUUCUAAUGACUUAAGUCUUGCAUUGUUCAUACCUUAAAACCAGCUACUGGUUAUUUCGCUUGUUUACCCAAUACUUUGUAUAUUCUAAAGCAGUUACAGAGAAGGUAGACUGGGUCUCUUUUGCAAGUAGUUUUUCAAGUAGGUUCUUAUGUCUGCACUCUCCCAGUCAGGGGCAAUCCAAGGGGCUUCUGAGUUUUUUAGGCUGUUAAAUCGGAGAGACUCUGGGUACUGGCAGGGUCAGUUAGAAUUACCAGUCUGUUACAUGAGAUGGACUUCUACAGGUUUAUCUGUUACUUUCAUCUUUUUCCAAGGAAUUACAGUCAUAGUUUCUAAAAAGAUUGUUUUGAAGCCAAUAAUGCAUGCUUAGUUUACAUUGUUUUCAGUAGAAAUUGAGCAUUUAUAGUAGCUUCAGAGUUCAAUCAUCAGUGAAAUCAUUAGAAUUCCUAAGCAUAUAUAUUUCCAUUUUUUAGAAAGUAAAAUAAUGAAAAGCAUCAUGUAUGAAAACAGAUUUUGCUUCAGCAGAGGUGUGGUCAGUCCUGUAGAGUCAACAUUUCACAAUACAUUCCCUUUGAAAGUGUAUAUUUUCAUUAAUUUCCUUCUGCAACUACAGUUACUUUGCAUUUUUGCUUCCUAACUUUAACCAAAAGCACGUGCCUUUUUGCAGAGUUGCCUAACAUUUUAAAGUUGUUAUUGGAAAGUACAUCACCAGAGGGCUUCCAGUAAAAAGUGCUGUUUCUAAAAUAAGCCUCAUCUUUGUUUGGAGAGAAAAUUGUUUAAGGAAACAUUAGUUUAUUCACACCUAACCUUUUUUCAUCCAUGUAUUUGACCACCUUUUAUGCUUGUUCAAAUGCUACAAGCACAUCCCUAAAACUUACUCUGAAGUUAUAAUUUCAUUAUCCCCUCCCCAUUGUGAAGAUAUUAAUCAAAAAAAAAAAAGAUUCCUGAGGUUAAAUAGAAUAGCGAAAGCUCAGAGGCAAUUGAAUCUGUUCCCCCCACCCAAGAGAAUUUUCUUAGAUGUGUUGCUGCAUAGACAGUAACAACAGUGAUUAAUUAUAGGCUUGUUUCCAGUAUUCUUAUUGUCACAUACUCUAAAUGGCAGUGCCACUGACCAUUUGUAACUGUGAAAUAUUUGGAGACAAGUUAGUGUGUAAAUAAUGUCCUCAAAUAUGAUAUUCAAGAGCAGAAGUUAUGAAAAUGUCCGGUUGUCAUAAGUACUGAUAACUCGUUAUAAAAAUAGAGUAAAAAGAAAGAGGCUAAUUCAGAGAAUCCAAAAUGUUUGCUAUGCACUUGUGCUGUAACAUUUUUCUAACUAAGCAUAAAAUACUUUACUAUUAAAAAAAGAGGUCACCAAUUAAUUAUUUUUCCUGAAGCACAAGAGGACAUGUGAUAGUACUGGAAGCAUUCUUGCUGGGGAAGUCAAGACAAUGUAGAAGGAAGAAUACCUCUACUGCCAAUCAAGUUGCUUUUUAAAAAGUCUUAUUCAUGCAGUCCUUCACUUUCAAGAAUAUAGAACUUUAAUUAAUAAUUAGAAGGUAGAGGUGGAAGUCUACUAUUCCUUAACUUCCAAACAACCAUCACUUUUUAAGAGUGAUCUGGUAAAUUUGGAACAUAGGCUCUAUUAAAAGUUUUUCUUCUACUUUUCUUCUGCAGAAUUGCUAUAAUAAAUAAGGGGUCCUUAAAUGCUCAUCAGUAAAACUGAUCAGUAAAAACUAUACAAGAAAAGUGCAUCAACUUCAGAAACCUAUCGAGUUUCUAUAAGAGUAACUUCAAUAAAAGAAUACUAUUCCUAAUUUAGAGGUCACUUUCUCGUAGUAGGAUUGCCUCAGGAUAGUUUUUCUUCCUAAAAGCUAAGAAAAAGUUUUAAAAGAUAAAAAUUGCAAGUUGAAAACAUAAGAAUCCUUUUUCACAUCACAUUUUGAACACUCAUUCAAGUAUUGCCACUGUUUCUUUUCUGAAACUGAUAAGGCAUUUGGGCUUUCCAGCUGUGCACACUUUUCAGCAUUGCAUAUUAGCGCAUUAUGAAAACUUAAUUUCACUUUCAGACCAAGGAAAGGAAGAGUCUUUCAGCUGAAAGAUAUAGCAAGUUCUGACUAAUAACUCUCACAAUUCUUUAAAAUCUCAAGUUCAGUAAGUGCAAUAAUUACGUUUAUUAUGCUAAACACCAUGUAGAACAGUUAAUUGUUGGCCUUUUGAGAACUACAGGUUAAUACUAAAUAUUAGUUGGUUCUCAGUCACUGCUCAUCACCAAACGUCUUAUUAAUCUUCCAAAAAGCAUUACCUUCUCUGGAAAAUAAAGUAUUCCUUGUUUUUAUCAGCACUGUUAUCAGUACAAUGCCUCUUCUGCUUUAUUGGUUUUUUAAAUCUUAUAAUUAGCCUAUCCUGCUGCUGUGUUUCCCUGAUCAGAUUUUACUCCUAUUUGCUUGGUAGUUACCCAAGAACCUGGUUUGAAAUCGCACAUUGUAUUUUCUUUUCUCUUGUUAUCAGGAGCAGAAAAGAACACAAGUCAGCCAUGGGUCAAAAAACAGAGGUCUCAGUCCUCAGCUAACAGCUACUUUUCCUGUUUACGGAAGCUCUCUGAAAUGGUUCAUAAACAUAACAGUCUAUUAUAAAAGGCCACACCCACACCCACACCCAAAUCCCAACAGUCUCUAAGAGUGGGGAAAAAGUAAAUGAGUUAAGAGGCACAGAAAAUAGCUAACAGAUGUGGAGGGGCACAAAUAAAGGAACAAAAAUGGAGAUUUAGUAUGAAAAGAUACCACAGUGCAAGCAUAGAUGUGCUCUGUGCUUCCACCCUCACUGACAUUUUACCCCCUCCUUCUAAGGCUCAAUUGUGCAACUUGAGAGUAAUGAGAUUUUUUUAUUAUCAUUUUCGAGAAUGAGAAGAACGUGAACUCAGUAUUUUCCCCCUGCUCAUCUGUAUUUCCGUUAACAUUCCACCACUUUAAUGCAUACGUCAAAGUAAGAUUAGUUUUUAAACCAACAUGCUUUUGCAGAAAUUUCAUAUUCUUUUUAUUUGUGUAAGAGAGAUUCAACAGUUCUCUGUUUCAUUCAUCUCUAUUCUCACAUUGAGACUGUUAAAUCUGUAGAGUCAGAGUCAUACUAAGCAGUUUUGGCAAGCUACUGUAAAUUCUUAGUAUUUUAAGGUGUUUCUCUGCAGAAAUACACCGAGUAGAUUGGGGGUGGAGGGGGAAGUUAGCACAGGAGUUGGAAGCUACACAUUGUAUCUUUAAAUCAGCAGCUUCAAUUCAAUUUAAAAAAAUUCAUAACUUUGAUUCUAGAAGCCAAGUUGGUCUUUGUUCUUUGCCUAUAAAUAAGCAAGAGUGAUUUCGGUAUUUCAGCUUUACUAUUAAUCUGAUAAAAUGGGAAUGCUCAAUUAUUUACUGUUCUCUCUAAGGGAAUGCUGUCUCCCCAAUACAUGAAAGUUACUCUGAUGUCCCUAUAAUGCUCUUGUACAUAAAAUCCUAACUGAAAAAUAUGUCCAAGUGUGGAAUUUGGUUGUUAAUUCUGAGUUCUUUCAUUUUCAGGAAGUUGUGUUUUAGAACACCAUUUUUGUAGACACCAUUUAGGAAGGACUUAAAUUUCAAUUUUCAGAGGAUUAGGUUUUUUUUAGGGGGGAGAUGAAAGACUAAUUAGAUUGCUAGCUAGACCCAUUGUUCUGGUGAUCUCGGAUUAUGACUAUGAUCUGGUAGAUCUCCGAUUAUCUUUAUACGUGCCUUCUCUGAAUCAGAAUACUUACCAAAAAAAUGAGUAAAGAAAACCUUCAAAUACAGUUGACUGAGAUCAUAGAGUGAAAACUUGAAAGGUCUGUGAACUAGAGUCUUUCUUCCUCUACUGUCCCAGAAUUGAAGGAGACAAAAUUUGCAACAACUUGCUUUGUGUUUAUACAUAAAUAUGAAUUGAAGUACAUCUAUGUCAACAGGGUAACCUAGGACACUUACUGGCAAAGAAGGCUUGGAAAAAAGUGUUCCCAAAUUGCCACUAUUUGGAACAGUCAUCUAAUUUUAGAACUAAAAAGGUGAUAGAUUGCACCAUUCACAUAAUUUCAGCUGCAUAGCUGAUACGCACAGUGCAUGCUUCUCCAUUGAAACUGUUAAUCAAUUUAAGGCAAUUAUGCUUUUUAAAAGAAAAAUCAGAUCAAUCAGCGAUCACUUCUAGUUUACACACAUUGAGGCUAUGAACAAGCAGUUUCCACCACUAAAAAGUAAUUAAGAGGUCUGCACCACUGUCAUUAUACAGCCGGCUAAGGCAUUUUAGUCUUCAUAAACAUGUAAGAAACUCCACAAAUAUUAAAUGCAGUAGCAGCACAAAAUCCUUGGAUUACUGAUAUGUAAACUGGUUCUCCCUGAUCUUGUCUUUCAAUUAGAAAAGAAUUUUUGUGCCCUUUAAAAAGGGCUGUAGUAGGCUAACAACAACUCUAGCUGAGCUGUACUGUUAAACCAGAAGACUCUGGCCCUUGGCAUCUCCGCAGCAUUACAGUACUCUGACGGUUCCUCAUACUAUAUAUGCUCCCUUUUCACUUACUUCAAGAAAGUUACUCUUGUGAGACAAAAGUUCUGAUGCAUCCCUGAUUUUCUCUGACUCAAAAAAUAUCAUACUGAUGUUUACCUUUAUAUUGGUGGCAAUGUGUUUGUAUGAAAACUAAAGUAAUUGCAAAGCCAAGGUGAGGCACAUAGUUGAGUUACAAACCCGAAAUACAUCAUGACUUGACCAAACUGUAAAAUACAUAAAAACACCACCAUUCCCCAAUAUCUGGUUUUAACGCUACACACACACACAUCCCCAUUCUGAGAGUUGCAAAUUAAACAAGAUGCAUUGCUAAGUCUACAGGGCACCUAAUCUUUCAGUAGGUAACUAAGUUGAUAUGGCUUAAUAAAUUUUAAAACACUAGUGUUUCAGUUAAAACCUUUUAUAUGUUUUGAACAGCAGUAUUCCUUGCACAAACUCUACAAUAGCAAUAUUUAUAUUUGACUUGAUACCUACAGACAGGUAGAACUGGACCUUCAUUCCACUCCCGUUUAUCAGUGAAACUACUCUAUUAAAGUAGCCAAUUCAGGUGCUUUCAGCCACUCUGAAAUGUAGCAUAGAUGCAGAAAGGAUGCCACAGAGAAUGACUUGCACUCUGUAUGCCAUCUUUUUAUAACAUGCUUAUGCUUGCUACAAAUCACCAGUAAAUCCAGUGGAGAUUAGAAGUUUGCUGUAUCCCUAGAGUGGCCAAUUGCUUACAAUACUUUAAGUUGUAGCACUUAAGGAGAGAUAGUGACAAUGUUUUUUUCUUUGUCACUAUGCAGGCAUAAAGGAAAAGAGACAUACAAGGGGGACGCUGCAUUAUCUUCCUUCCCUUCACCUUCUGCUUGGUCAUGCCACAGAUUCAGACUCUCCAGUAGACUGACUAGCUAGAACAUAUAUGGUCCCUCUGCUAAUUUUAUUAUUACCUGAGACUGACAAAUUAACUUAUUUUUUUCACUGAGCUUCCCACCCAAUUUUUACUAAAAUGCUAAAAACAUGGAAUAGGAAGAACUCAUGGUUUAGGCUCAUAACAUAGGAGACAGGCAGAUUCCUACGAAGAAAGCUUGAGGACUGAAAGCCAAAACCAAACACCUGUCCUUCCCUCCUAUUAAAGGAUUAUGUGGUUAUAUGCAUGUCUGAAAGACAUCUAGAGAUGAAGCUUGAACUAACAGGUGCAGGACUGCUGUUUUUCCAACUACAUAAUUUUCUGUCAUAUAAUUGUAGGCAACUGGAGAAGGAGGAGGGGUGUUGGGGAAGGAAGGAAGGUUGGUUCACUGACCCACUAGCAUAUACAAAACUUUUGACUCAUGUAACCUUGAGUGAGGCAUGGAUGCAGUUUGCAAACAUGUUUAGAUUUUUUUUUCCAGUUUGUGCCAAAGUAUGCACCAGCAAGUUUAAUAUCAGGUAAAGCACCUUUUUUACUCUUUGUUGUUUAAAAAUAAUAUAUUUGUAAAACAGAUCGAUAAUACAUAACACUGGAAAUGGGUGCUUCUUCCCAAAAGUACACAUGUAAAAAAAAACAAAAACAAAAUGACAUUUGUGAGUUUAUCCGACUUUUAAGCAAGUCUGAAAAUGAUAACUAUAUAAUACAGUUGUCAGUUGUCUGUUCUUUAUAAUUUUAAAUAGAUCUGCAUUUUAACUUUUAUUUAUUUGCCAAUUUUUUAUAUACUUUAAAGUUACACAUUUGAACUUAAGCUAACUUUUUAUUUUCAUAGGCUGUUACAAAACAGAUUUUCAGUUUUCUUGUAAACUGCAGACCAUUUUUGAAUAGCCCUUUGUCUUUUCUGAUGGACCAGUUACCACUAAUGAGUCUGCAGUCCCCGUUUUACUGUACUCUUCUAAUAAAUGUAAACUAUUUGUAUCAAGCUGCCUCAAAUUGUAUUUGAUAUUUACAGGAUAUAUUUAUUCAUUUACUUCUGCAGUCAAGUGGAAGAUCA